AUGAAACAAUUACAAAAAUAUCGUAUUCAAAUUGCUGCAUUAAGUGAAACGUGUAUGUAUGAUUCUGGAGUAAAAUUAAUAAAUGACUUUACAUGGAUUUUCUCUGGAUUACCAUCAGUAAAUAAAACUCGAAAUGCUCAUGGUGUAGCUAUCUGUUUGGAUAAAGCAGCUGCUAAGGUAUGGAAAGAUUCUGGUUCGGAGUGGGAAGCAGUGAGCGAGAGGAUCGUAAAAAUUAGGCUGAAAUGUUUAUUUGUAAAUUUGACUAUUAUUUCUAUAUACUCUCCUGUGAAUCCAACUAACAACCAAAUGAAUGAUGCUAGUCAACAAUUUUAUAACGAUUUACAAGAUGUUAUUAGUCGAAUUCCAACUGGAGAUAUGUAUAUUAUCAUGGGUGAUUUUAAUGCAAGAGUGGAAGGGAAAAAACAACAACAGCAAAAUUUAUGUAAUAGUAUUGGUCCUUACACAGUUGACAUUACAAAUGAAAAUGGAGAAAAGCUGAUUGAUCUAUGUACAAUUAAUAGUAUUAUAGUUACAAACACAUUCUUUAAACACAAAUUAGCACAUCAAACGUCAUGGAUGCAUCCAGGAAAUAAACAAUGGCAUAUGAUUGACUACACAUUAGUAAAUAAGAAAUUUAGAUCGAGCGUCGAAGACUGUCGUAUGUAUAGAAAAGCUGCUGGUGCAAUUGGUACAGAUCAUCAUUUAAUGCGAAUAAAAAUUAAACUACACUUCAAAAGUAGAAGGAAAUUAGUUCAGAAGAAAGUAGUUUAUGAUCCAAUAAAAAUGAAAAAUGAUAAUGCAUUAAAACAAUUUCAAAAAGACCUCAUUCCAACACUUUCCGAUGCAACAGAUGAAACAAUUAGUAUUGAUGAAAAAUAUGAUCGAUUUGUUGAACAUAUGAAAACAAAUGCAGAGAAAACUUUUAAAAUAGAUAAAAACAAAAUUCGCAAGCGUAAAGAAUGGCUUACUGAUGAAAUACUAGAAAUUGUAGAAAAGAAAGCAACAGCUUUUGUUAAUUGGCAAAAUCACCGAGGAACAAAGUUAGAAAUUGAAUAUGCUAAUAAAUAUAAACGUUUAAGAAAAUUAGCAAAGACCAAAAUUGAUAAACGUCAGACAGAGUAUUGGGAUGAAAUAUGUGAAGAGAUUGAGUCUUCUAUUAAAUUAAAUGAUCCAGCAAAUGCAUUUAAUAUUAUUAGACGCCUUAGUGGUAAAAUGAAGAGAGUGGAGAAUAUGGCGAUUAAAGAUAAACAUGGAAAACUGAUUUUAAACUCAACUGAUCAAUUGGAACGAUGGAGAGAAUUUUUUGAUGAAUUACUUAAUGUUUCAUCAUCAGUAGAUCUUCAAUUAAUUGAUCAAAUUAAAAUACAAAGCAUAGAAAAGAAAGAAGAAGAACGUCAAAAUGCUCAACCUACAAUACCUGAGGUAAGAAAAGCUUUGAAUCAAAUGAAGUCAAGAAAAGCUCCGGGUUACGAUGGAAUUACUGCUGACCUUCUUAAAGCUGGCGGUGAACCAGUUAUCAAGUGGCUACAUGAAAUGUUCAGUGAUGUAUGGAAACAAGAGAAAAUGGUAGAGGAAUGGAAUUUAGCAGUUUUGAUUAAAUUAUUUAAAAAAGGUGACAAACAACUCUGUGACAAUUACAGAGGUAUUUCACUUCUCAGUGUGACUAGUAAACUCUUCUCUCGUAUUAUUCUGAAUCGUAUUCAAAUCCUGGUCGAUCGUCACCUAUUGGAAGCACAGUCUGGAUUCAGAACUAAUAGAUCUACAAUUGAUCAAAUCUCUAUAUUAAAAUUAUGUAUGGAAAAACGUAGAGAAUUUAACAAGCCCUUAUUCAUGUGUUUUAUUGAUAUAUCAAAAGCGUACGAUUCUGUUAAUCGUGAACUAUUAUGGAAAGUAUGCAGGAAGUAUGGAAUAUCAGAAAAGCUAGUCAAUCUUCUAAAAAUGCUUUAUACAAAUUCAAAAGCAAAGGUGAAAAUGAAUGGUGAAUUCUCGGAUAGCUUCGAAAUUUAUAAUGGUGUAAUGCAAGGAGGCAUUCCCUCUCCAAUUUUAUUCAAUAUUCUAUUUGAUUUUAUCAUCAGGAAGGUUAUCGAAGAAGCAGAUGUGACAGGUGUACAAUUUUCUUAUGGAAGAAAUGAUUUUUUUCACGGCACAAAAGAAAAGUAUUUGAACUUCGACAUUUUGGCUUUAAUGUACGCAGACGAUUUAGUCGUCAUGUGUGAGACAUCUGAUGAUUUAAAGACAUUCAUUGAAACUUUUGAAAAAAUUACUCAAGAAUACGGGUUAUCAAUGAAUGUGAAGAAAACGUGUAUUAUGACAUUGAAACAACUGGAAAUUGAUCAAAAUAAUAAAAUUAUACACAAUCAUGAAGUUGAUCAACCUGAUUUUGAUAUUAAUAUUAGAAAUCAGAAGGUAGAAACUGUAGAAUUCUUCACUUAUUUAGGUUGUGGUGUAUCAAGAGAUCAAAAACCUGAUGAGGAAAUCAACACAAGAUUAGUGAAAGCAUCCACUGCUUUCAAUAUGCUACGCAGUGUUAUCUGGUACAGAAAGACGAUUUCAAUUAAAUCUAGAUUGAAAAUAUAUAGAGCAUGUGUACUACCAGUGCUGCUGUAUGGAAGUGAAACUUGGUCAAUCACUAAAACACAUGAACAAAGAAUUAACACAUUUUAUAUGAAGUGCCUUAGAAUAAUCAUUGGUGUCAAUAUAGGUGAUCGUAUCUCAAAUGAUAAAAUUUUAGAAAUCACUGGACAGCCAUCAAUUGAAAGAAUUCUACGUCGAAACAGAUUAAGGUGGUUUGGUCAUGCGAACAGAAUGAUGAACAAUGAUAAUGAACCAUCUGUAGUGAAAAAGAUCACGUUCUCUUAUUUUCCAGAAGAGAAACGUCCUGGUAACAUCGGCAUUAGGAAAAGGUGGGAGGAUAAAGUGAAAGAGGAUAUUGAAUACUGUCAGAUUAAAAAUUGGAGAAAAGAUUCUUUAAACAGAGAUCACUGGAGAGAAUUAAUUAACAAAAAUGUACACAGCAGACCUGUACAUCAAAAUAUUAAAGAAAUCAUUUACGAAUAUAAACAAAGAGCUGUAAAUCGAAGAAAUGAUGACUUGGCUGCAUCACACGGAGUGGUCAAAAGAAAAGUAACGGAAAUUCUUGUUAAAAAUACAAAUAAUCAUUAUGCCUGUCCUGGUUGCGGAAUUCAAUUUAAACCUCAAGGAAUUACGAAUCAUGUAAAGGCGUGUGUUAAUGCUCAAGUUUGGUGCAAGAACAAUAAAAUUAAAUAAAGAAAUUCUAAAUGGAAUGGAUUGCAAGGAAUUGGAAAUGAUCUUCGAAUGAUUGUAAGACACCUUCUGAACUUUGUGAGUAUGGUCCAUGACGGAGUCCAUUUAAAGCUGGUUUACCGGAGGGUGGUCUCCUGAUCUCCAUGUUCUCAUUGUCAGUCGAGUUCUAACAAUAUGGCCGUCAAAGAAGACAAAAACUCUAACUUUGCUAAUAGCUAUUUUUUUGUGUAUUUUGUGUAUUUUUUUCUUCUCACCCUACACCGGGAACGGUAGCGGGUCUAACUAACUAACUCUCUGGUAAAAUUCAGUAAUUGUCAUUACUAUAAUAAAUCCAGUGGCAAGUAUGCGUUCAAGAUCGGUUUCUUUGCCUAUCAAUCAUAAAUGUCUCUUUUUGUUCUGCAUAGUGUUUGUUGUCUAAUAGAAAAAUUACAAAUAUGACAAUAAUUGACGCAUUCGAAGAAAAAGAUGGCGAUCAAGCAAAUGGCCACAAAAAAACGAGAAAGACGAGUUUACAUUAAUUUUAGUUGAAUUUUACUAAACCUUGAUCAAAAAAGUCUUUUGUCGUGAAACAAAAUUUAGCAAGCGAUUAUUAUUUUUAGAAGUAACGACCUCAUAAGAUUUAUUAAAAAUAUAAGCGCAGUUUCGUAAAACACAUCUUAAUUGAAGAAGAUAGUGUCUUAAGCAUAAAUGCAAGUUAAACACAAAACCUAUGAAUAUUUUGCUAAAACGUCAGAUAUUGUUACUUUCGAAAAUAAAAAAAUGCUCAUACCAACAUUCAGCUACUUCUUUUGACCACUAUUUCAAUUUGCAUGGUCUUGGAAUGUCUUUAGACAUAGAUGAAAGCCUUCGCAGUUACAAAAGGUGUUUCUUUAAGAAUCAAUUAGUUAUGGCAAUAGCCGAUAUCUUUACUUUGAUAAAGAAGUAAUACUCAAUCAAGUUGACUACCCCUAGGUUUCAUGUUGCAAAGUCUACGAAAAACUAGCAUUACAUACAAUUUUUUUAAAAUUUCAGUGAUUCGUAGAUUUAUCAAUUGAUAGUAGAAUGAGACAUGUAGUCAAAUGAACUCAUUUAUUCUGCAAUUACAAGAAGGGAGUGUCUUAUGUAGAGUUUGUCCAGACUAUAAUUAUUUGCGUCGAAGUGCAAAGCAAACCUGAACGGCAUCUACUGCGUGAAUUAACAUAAUUUACCUUAAGGAAUUAUCAGUAACACAUGGUGAGAAGUCUCAGCAUAAACUGAUUUCCACAAGCAUUACUAGGAAUAAAUUAAUAGGGCAUAAUGAACAACUAGUAAUGAAAGCUUGAACCAUUCCAGCAAAGCUUUGAGAAACUACUCCAUCGAUCGAUGUCAACUCAGGUACAAUAUUUCCUUCGUUUCUCGAUUAGAGAACCCGAACAUUAAAGCUCUCAUCAUUUAUCAAAAUCUUGACUAGAUCACUAGAAGUCGUUAAAGUAAAAAACAAACAAUAACCAUGGGAUAAAUGAGAGGAAAAUAAUUCGCACCGAGUCAUCAUUUAUUAAGUAAUACUAUAAGGACUAAAUGUUUUACUAAAAAUAACUGUUAUCGAGACCUCAAUUGCAUACUUAAGCUUAUGUUUACCUAAUUGUUUCAGGAAUUAAGAUGUUCUCAUAUUUGCAAUAUUUAAGACAAUGGUUGUAUCUGCCUCAUUAGACUUUCUUGGAGAAAUAUUGAAUGUUACAUUGAGUUUUCUAGAUAUAAUGUGUGACUACUAAUAGAAUAUCUUACUCGUAAUCUUACUAAAGUCAGCUCUCAUCAGGUUGUAUUUAUAUUUAUUCAAGUUCACGAAUAUUUGUGAUAGGAGUUCAUGGUAGAAAGUAGUGUUCAGUGGGUAAGAUACAUUCGCUCAAGCAAAUACUUCAAUAUGAACCACUACCAAUACAAUAUGAAUAAGAAAUUUUAAUGAAAACUACUCAGCAUAAUAAAUAAUAAGCAUUAUAUCGAACGAGUGAUUAUUUAAGGACGCUAUUUCACUCUUUCCCCGCCAGCUCCGGUUCCGCACUUGUGAAGAACGGCUCAUCACAAAAGUUUUCAACUUUCAGGGAAGAUAAAUUUCAAUAAGUAUAGAAAACAUUGUCAUGGACUUCUAGUUCCUAGACACACCAAUCAAAGAGAUUUUUAGUUAUAAUGGCUAAAAAACUGCCCCUGACUCGCUGUUCAUCUCACUUUCACAGCCAAAAUACACCCAAUAGAACUGAAACUCUUAUACAGAUGCCAGAUACCGUUUGGGUAGCUCCUUUUCUUGCUUCCUUUUCAUCGCCUUCCAUCUUAAAAAAAGAUCAGAAUUCUGAGAGUACUCUGCAAAAAAUGUUUCCUUUACUAGAGCUCUUUUGUAAUGUCUGUUUCAGAUCAAUGGCUCAAUAUUUUUCAAAACAAAAGAAAUGAGCACCCAGAACACUAUCUAGUACUUGUAGAAAAAAACUCAGCUCGAUAUUGUGCACAUUCGCUAAGAAUCGAGGGUGAUUCCACACUGUUUUUAUGAAAAAACUGAGUGUGGAUAAGAUCUUAGGGGUAAUUGUGGGUGUUGACGGGAAUGUCGCUGUUACUACCAUGAAUAGCCACAGUAACAUCUACGCUCAUCACACACUCACACUUACAGCUUUGAUUUGAUUGAGGAAGGAUGAAGAACCAAGAAGAAAGUCUUCUGAACUAAGUGAGAAUCCAUUUACAAAUAAAAACUUCUUUUCUUUUCAGAGAAGGUAGCUAAGUUAAUU
Messenger RNA from Rotaria sp. Silwood1, 5993 nucleotides. The record is from the annotation of a GenBank genome assembly. NCBI's taxonomy places the organism in Eukaryota, Metazoa, Rotifera, Eurotatoria, Philodinida, Philodinidae.